Molecule: messenger RNA, 2233 nt
Organism: Dreissena polymorpha
Lineage: Eukaryota; Metazoa; Mollusca; Bivalvia; Myida; Dreissenidae
Product: myosin-11-like
Exons: 11
Coding region: 353-2233 (626 amino acids)
Biological process (GO): proteasome-mediated ubiquitin-dependent protein catabolic process; protein polyubiquitination
Molecular function (GO): zinc ion binding; ubiquitin protein ligase activity
Source: RefSeq, a predicted model, not a curated record
GGUCUGUGUGAUAGUACAGUUUUAGGAAACCUAACACCUUCCAAAUGCCCACGUGAUAGUUCAGUGAAUAUUGAUUGGCUUUUUACUGGUUUCAUAAUCAUGUGAUAGUCAGUUAACAUAGUUACACUGUUUACUGGUAACACAAAAUUGGGCUGCACAUUAGUACAGAGAUCAUAGCACUCUUAGCUGUUUAUCGGAUUUGUUCCUGUUAAGUUAAACACCUUUUUAAAAAAGGUAAACUUUAAAUCAACCACUGUGUUUGUGGAAUAGGUUUCUAUAUUGACAGAGAUACAUUGAGUAUUUUUACUUGCAAAUACAAAUUGCAGUUUGCGUUUUACUAAUACACUACAAAAUGGCAUCAUUUUCUCAGUCUUCUAUUGAGAAGGGUUCUGAUUUCGUUCGUGAAUAUUUAUGUAGUGGUAGUGCCUGCAAAGACAAGAGCACUGUUGCUGAGGUUUACUGUGAAACGUGUGACAAGUUAUUCUGUAAGAAGUGUUGUGGCUUACAUGACCAGUUGUUUACAGGUCAUAAUGUUCUUGGAAAGGAACAUGAAAAUAAAUGGUCUGUAUCCAAAGAGAAAGACAGAACAUCACAGAAAUUGAAAGUGGACUCCAGUAGACCUCAACCAGGUAAUAAGGACCCCUCAAAGAAUCUUGUGUUGAACAAAAGUGCAGCCAUUAAGCAGCGAGUUUCUAAGACUUCUAAAGCAGUAGAAAUGCCUGCCAAGAAACCUUCCCAGGGUCAGGAGACCAUCAGGCCAAGCAGGGACGCCUCCACAGCUGGUGCACAAGGGCACGUAUCCAGCGACAAUGUGUCGGGUAGGAGGGUAGGCUGGAAUGAUGACAAGAAAAAACCAAUGAGAGAAGGCACAUUCAGGACGGAUGCUGAGAAAGACCAGUCAGAAUUAUUUAAAGACGAGCUUCGAAAUCAGGUGAGCAACCUAGAGCGUCGUCUGCAGCAGUUGGAGGUUGAACGGGUUAGGAAUGAGAAAGAGCAAGAGAACCGUCGUCUGGAGGAGCAGCGAGUGCGAAUGCAGCUUGAGUAUGAGGAGGAGAAGAAGAAGAUUAAGGCUAGAGAGGAGGAGUUGAACAACCGAGAACGUCAUCUGCAGCAGUUGGAGAAAGAACGGUUGAGGAAAGAGGAGCGAGAGAAACGUCGUCUAGAAGAGCAGCGAGUGAGUAUGCAGCUCGAGUAUGAAGAGGCACAGAAGAAGAUUAAGGCUAGAGAGGCAGAGGUACUAAAGCGUCAAGCAGACGAAAGGAAGAAGGAAGCAGAACAGAAGCGGCGAGAAGCAGAUGACGAGAAAUUGAGAAAGCAGCAGGAACAGAUAGAGCGGAAAAGAAGGGAGCUGGAACAGAGCCUCAAACCAUAUAAUGCAUCCAGUGAGGGGGCAAGCUGGAAUCCAGCAGGCAACCUGCGUUCCAGGGAGUCCACAGAGAAACAAGACUACCAUAAUGAGAAACCUGAGUGGUUAAAACUGCAGUCCACAAGGUCUGUGCAGGGGAAUCCAGACAAGGUAUUCACUGUCCAGUGGAAGUCUACCCACAAUGUGAGAAUACCAAGUGAUUCAGCCACAUGCUUAAUCAACGCCAUCUGUGUCCUCCCAGAUGGAAAGGUCCUGGUUGCAGACUACAGGAAUAAGAAAGUCAAGCUGCUGGACCAGCAGUACCAGGUGUUUAGUCACUGUGGUGUGACUGACUAUGUAAAGGACAUGUGUCUCAUCACACCCAGUGAGGUUGCAGUGGCUGUGUCUGAUGAUAGUACAAAAACUGAGGUCCAGUUUAUCACAGUCACACAGAGCAAGCUAGUUUCUGGCAGGAAGUUUAGGUUACAACAUAAAUGUACGGGUAUCGCGCACUACCAGGGUGACCUGUUUAUCUGCUCUGGUGAAGAACUGUUCAAGUACACACUGAGUGGCAAACAGGUCUGCAGACUUAAUGAGAGUAUAUCAGGCCAGGUGCUGGUCUGUGGAGCCUGGUCGCACACUGUACUACAGGUGGACAGGGAGGGGCAGAGUAUGCUGACUACGCUGGCUACUCGGGAGGAUGGAGUGUGGAGGCCAUGGUUAGUCUGCUACAGCAGCACAACAUCAUCCAUCAUUGUGGGACUGUGGGAGGACGAAAACAUCCUGGUGUUCAGAGUGAGCAUGAGCAUUGUUAUUGAGUUGACCGGGCAACGGCACAAGUCGGACCCCCAGGAGCCUCAGUGCAGGACAACCCUUCCCCUUUCCUGA